GAGAAGAGAAUGCAAAUGAUUUCAAAGAUGAAAGGGAAAGAAAAAAAGCAAAAGAAAUAGUUAAAUUUUAUUUAGGAAGAAAAAAAAUGAAGGAUUCAAGUUCAAAGUUUACACAAACUGGUAAGAGUAAGUGAAAGAAGAAGAAGGUGGACAGGCUAAGCAGGUUACCGAACUAAAUCAUCCACGUGCUUCCCUUUGUGGACGCAGUUUCAGCUGUUCAAACUAGCGUUUUGAGUAAGCAAUGGAAGAAGCUUUGGACUUCCCUCCCCGUCCUCAACUUCAACUCUUUCUCCUUCCACCACCCUCUCCUCUUCCACUCUUUCAUCCACCACUUCAUGUCCCACAGAGACUCUUCCACCAACCUCUACGCUCUCAACUUCUCCUGCAACGAUGAACUCGACGAUGGCCAUAUGGUUGAUUCCAUCAUUGACCAUCUCACCCUCUCACCCACCAUUCAGCUUCUCACCAUCUCCGCUGAAUGCCCCGUGGCCAACCUUCCUCAACUCUCUUUGUGUCAAUCCCUCACCACCCUCAAGCUCGCCGACAUAUCCACCGAGGCCACAACGUUUGACUUUGUUUCUCUUCAACGAUUCUACCUUUUUGAUUGUUGGUUCGAGUGUGGGGCAGAGAAGACACUUGAUCUUUUCAGGGGUUGUGUUAAUCUCAGAUGAUUGUGUCUGCAUGAUUGUCAGUACUAUGGCAGUGUUAAAAGCUUCAAAAUCUCCGCGCCCCAUCUUGUGGAUUUGAGUUUCUUGGGGAUGAGAGUGGAUGAUGUGUUUGAUUCCGACUGUGUUAUUGAGCUUUUCACACCAAGGCUUCAAUCUUUUAGCUUCCUAGACUCUCAUCUUUAUAAGUUUUCUGCAACGGUGAAUCUUUCCCAAGUAGAAAAAGUGGAUAUUGUUAUAAACUGUUUGACUAAAGAUACUGAUCUUUCUGUCCGGCUGAUUAAAUUUUUUCUAAGUGAUGGGACGUGCAAAGUUCUGCAUAUGUUUUCUGAUGUGUUGAGUGGUUGGACUUCUCCUUUCACUAGAGUGGUGAGUUUUAAGUUAAACAUGGGCAGACCUCCUUCCUCCUAUGUUAUACAUUCCAUUGUCAUGGCCUACUUAUUUGGUGGAUCUCCUGAAAUGAGAGGGUGCUUAGAGUAAAAACAAAUUUGAUAAAUGAUGGCUUGCGCCUAACUGCCACCGUUUUACUUAUAAGAGGAUAAAGAGAUGUUUUGCUUGGGUAUAAAGUACUUGUAUUUUCUGCUAAGAAGUAUGUACCAACGUUCUUAUUCUGAUGUCAUAUUUGUUAAAUAUGGUUAUUUUGCAAUCAUUUAGGCUCUUGCUGUAAUAGUCUGUCACUGGAGUGUUUGUUUGCCUUUUUUUUUUUUUUUUUUUUGUAAAUAUGGAAUCUCAAUUAUCAAUUAGCUUAAAAGUACAAGUGAAAAUGGUAAACGGAUUG
Cajanus cajan (pigeon pea) is the source of this 1443-nucleotide messenger RNA. Lineage: Eukaryota; Viridiplantae; Streptophyta; Magnoliopsida; Fabales; Fabaceae. The record is from RefSeq and is a predicted model, not a curated record.